CCUCAUCAGAUGGCCAAUCGAGUUUUGUCGUCCCUUCAUCAUCCCAUCUAGUUACAUUCAUCAUGGUUGGCUCCAUGGGAUGUGGAUUGAAUACACUUUGGUAUAUAAAAUCUUGAAAUUCCUUCGAUGCUUCAUACUCUAGCUCCUCGAUCUUCUCUUGCAGCGACUUGACCUUGUACUAGCUAUCUUGUGUGCCAUUUGUGCUAACUUCAAAUACAAAGUUGGUGGAGCUUCUUUCAGUUUGUCUUCCCAGUUUAGAUCUCCAUCUUAAAGAUGAUAUGCUGUGUGUAAGGAAUCCUCAUGUGGAGAUCUUGAUAGAGUCUUGGUUUCUAUCUCCAGCUCCGUCUCUUCAUUCUCCUCAAAAUCAUUAUCGUUAAUGGUAUGCUUUGCAUGCUUGUCUUCAAUAGACCCCUCAUUAUUAGAUGCAUGAUCUCUCAUUUCGCCGCAUCAAUCAUGGCACUAGAAGUGGCCAGAAAUGGUCUACCAAAGACCAAGGAGUAUGGGGUCUCUAUCUCCAUCUUGAUCAACAUAUAGUCUAUAAUUAUCUCCCAAAGUGGCAUGACAUUCUCUUCUCCUCCUAAAGCUUUUAUCAAUUUAUGCACAAUUGAGGUAUGUCGAGAGGCUUCUUCAUGUAUGGUCAGCUCCUUCGCCGAGGUUGUGUAAUAAUCUUUGUCCUUCUUCAUGGCAUGAGAUGGCUUUGUUGUAUGGGCUUGAGCAGACUCCAACGUCUUUGUCCAUGUAUCCUUCUUCUCUCCUUGAAUGGAUACCUCCCUCUAUCUUCCUUACGUUGAUGCUUCUUCUUUCUCCUGCACCAUCUCACAAGGAUGGGUCUUCACAAAUCCUUCUUCCUUGAAAAUCUUCUUGGAAUUGUUCUCCCACGAUUUGUUGCACCGAAUUUGCCUAUGAGCGCUCUUGAUCUUCGUGAGUCAAUGUGAGGAAAAAGAAGAGGAUUCCCUCAAUUUUAUAGGUGAGCAGAGGGUGGGGGUCUAGGGCAUCACCACCUGUAUCCUCUUUUGAUAAAGACUUUUUCAAGUCCCUCUUCGUGUAGGACAGGGAAAUUCUGUCGCGGGUGGUAACGACAAUGGUGAGUUGGAUCGAACCACCAUCCUUCUUCUUGUUGGUGAUGGAAUGUCUUGAAUCCUUCGUGUUUAGAGAAUAAAACUUAGUGUUAGCUGGAUAGGGUUUCCUAGCGGCGGUGCUGCAACACGUGGAACCAUUGCUGCUCUUCCUUCUUCAUUUCUAAGUUUGUUCUCCGUGUUCUUGAGGAACUUGUCAAAUUUGGCACCAUUGGAUCUCCUUGCUCUAUUUCUCCCCUUUAUUUUCUUAUGGAUCUAAAAAAAAAACAUCAAAGCAACAAAACAUAGGGGAAGCAAAUGCUUCUCCUCAACAAGAAAUUAAAAUUAAGCAAACUUAGAAACCUGCGUUAUCUCCUCGGUAGCACUUUAUUUUACAUCUUAAGUUGGAUGCCAGGCAUGGGUUGCCUCUCAUGAAUUGCUCUUUCUUUUAUGCCUUUGAGCUAGAAAUUGCUCAAUAUUCUUCAAGGUCCCUAACUUAAGGCUUCCUUGAAGUCCAUCAUCUUGAUUGCAGGCUCCAUGUGUGUACCAUCCUUCUUCUUCUUUUGGUUUGAUAGUGAAUCAUGAAGUAGUAGCUACCUUAGUCUCCACCUUGCACUUUUGACCCCACACUUUGAUUUAUAAACAUUAGGUAUGUGGUAAAGGUAACGAUACAAGGAGGGACUCGUGUAUUCCAAUUUUUGGGUUAGAUAUGAUGUUACGGUCUCAUGCCUCUCUAGAAUGUUGCAAAGGGAUCUUCGUCAAUAGUCGAGUGAGGUCUAGCUUGACUCCAUGAUGCAUUUCCACCAAGAUUUUGGCAGUGAUCUCUAAAUUUCCCCGGCCGACUCCAUGUCUCCAUCUCAUCCUGCCUUCUUCUCCAUCGUGGCCCUGUUUCUCUCUAUCAGAUUAUGUCAAUUGCUAUACAAGGAAUGGGGUUUCCUCACUACCUUCUCUCAAUGAAGGCACACAUCAUGGGAAAGAAGAGAUUCCAUAUCUUCCGUUUCUUGGAUCUUCAUAAGAAGAAGCAUCCAGUUCCCGAGUCGGUAUGGCGAUUAGGAGCCAAACUACAGCUGCUAUGAUUUCUGAGCUCGGUCUAAAACAUGCCUCUAGAUCUGAUGCAGCAGUUCCCCAUUCAAAUCACGAAAUUUCAUAUAUGUGGCCUCAUCUUCAUCUCCAACAGCCUCCAUCUAUAACUUUCUCCUCAACUGUGUAAGAUUAUGAUGCAAUUGAAAAAGGUAAUUGUAUCCUUUUUAAUUGCAAAUGGGAGUGCUUGCUCUAACCCCUUUUUUGUAUAUCAUCAUGUUGCUAAUCUCUUUGUUUCAUCAUGCAAUACACCUUCCCCUAAGAUUCCCACGUCUCAACAACUUUCAGACCUAUUUUAUCCAUCAACGUUUCCACUUGAGUUUGGGUUUGUGGGUUGUCUGGUUUCAAUUGACUGUUGCUUUUCUAUUGAGUGUGGGGGCUAUGUUUUGUUGGUUCAUUCUACAGGUGAAGGUGCUUAUAUAUGGAAAACUAAUUGCAUCUCUAGUCAUUAUCCUAUUUUUAAAGUUGUACUCAGAGAAACACAGAUUAACAUGGUAAUUCCUCGACUUGUGAGGGUUUUACCUUUAUAUGCAUAUUUUUGGGGUGUUGUGAUUAGUUUUUAUAGGUGGGUAUUUCUCAAUUUCUUGUUCUCAAAAGCCAAAUUUAGUAAUUUACCCAUAACCUGUACUUGCAGGAGUCAAUUGUAUUAUGGAGCUGGUGAAAGAUUACACAAUGAGCAUAAAGUUUUCAAGGCUAGUGACGAGGGAGUCAAUUGUGCAUUAUGUUGAUAAUGGUGAUAGUGAUUGGGGAAAGGAACCUGAAGAACUAAGGGGCGUUUAUAAAGUUAUUGUGUUGUUCAAACUCAUAAUUUUGUUGGUUAUCAUUGUACUAUAGGUUUUAUCCAUUUAGAAACAUUUUUUUAUGUAAGCACCAAAACUGAUUGGCUUCAAUAAAAGGAAAAAAAUGGUGGAUUUCAUAGAAUUGAAUUGGUAAGUAAAUAAGUGGUAGUCGAUUAUGCUUAAGAAAUUUUUUGAGACAAAUAUAAUAGUCUCGAAUGACUAAGAUUAAGAACAAAACAAAUUGACUCUAAAAGUCAAAUUGGUGACAAAUAUUUAUGUCGGGAAAAUCUAAUAUAUAAACAAAAGAAUGUCUCUAAAGGUAAAAUGGGAGACAAAUAUUUAUAUCUUUAAAUGUGCAUAUAGAGACUAAAUAAUCGUCUCUAGAAAAGUCUUUAGAGACUAAAAUAUUAGAUGAAGUUUUCUCAAUCAGUAACAAAUAAUAUUUGUCUCUAUAUUUGUCUCUAUAAGGCUACUGCAACUGCUCUAAAGGAGACAAAUAUGGUAUUUGCAUCUAAAGAAGUAUAGAGACAAAUGAGUAUUCAAUAGAGACACAUUUUCAUUGUCUCUAUAGUCCAUUUUUCUUGUAGUGGAUAAUGGUAAGACUAGAAGGAAUAGAUAAGCGUAGUCUUAGCCUCAAUGCAACUAGUACAUGAGAAAUUCGACUAACACUGACCAUGGGUGUUAGCCCCUAAUAACUGUUGUUUAAUCAUUUUCAUAAGUCUACUAGAGUUUAGAUGUCCUAACCGAGCAUGCCAUAAUUGAAAAGUUUUGUCUGGUAGACUCGAAAAGACAGUAGGAACGAAGGUGUGAGGUGACGAUGCCGAUGAUGAUGAUGGGGGACAUAGCUGGUCGAGCACAAAGAGACACCCCGUCUUGCUACCCCUACUAAUCUCCCUCCCGAACUUUGGAUCCUGGAUAACACAACCAAAAGGUGCAAAGGUAACACGGUAUCCCUGGUCACUAUGUUGACCUACAUAAAUUAAGCUUGGAACCAACUUCGAACCAUGAUACGUAAAAGGUAAAACAAUAUCAGAAUUACGAAUUAUCCCCAUGCCAGUUACACUUAGCUUCUCGUCAUUGGAGACUUGAAGAGAUACAUCAGUUACAGGCUGUAGUUGCUUAAGAGCAGAAACAUCACUAGUCAUAUUGUUAAAACAAGCAUAAUCAAGUAUCUAGUGAGGGAACUUACCAGAAACCUAAAGACUGGCAAAAGCGGUGGACAUAGCCUUGUUGACCAUUUGAUCGAGAGUUGCCGGAGUCACUACACUAGGACACCCUUCAAACCAGAAUUAUCACCAAUGGGCUGUGUGGCAUAUGCAGUUCGAGUAGUAGAGGAGCCUCCCCGCGACCCUCAUCUUCUCGGAACCGACCCUCCAAACCCAGACAAGUAGAGAUUAUAUGUCCAGUCUUUUUGCAAUAGUGGCAAAUGUUUCUUUUGCGGCAAUAUUCUUCUUUGUGUGGCCUUCUUCGUGACAAUGAAAACACUCGACAUCAGAGUUGGAAACGCGAUGCUGAAAAGAGGCCCAAUAUGAUGCAGAAGCCGAAUCACCCAGCUGGUCAGCUUAUUCCCGCGAACCAGAAAAGCAAUUUCCGCCACCACCACCAGCUGUGGAAGAAGGCGGAAGAGACGAGUUGUGCGUGGCGUUGAAGAUAGCCGCCCCAUCGCCUGUACCGGGUCGGAUAUCGAGCACAACCUGUGUACGUAACCUCAUUUCUUCCUGGAUCAACGAGCUCAGUACCCCUUCAAUCUUCAGGUUAUAACAAUUGAGCAAGGAGGAACGUAUUGGCUCAAAGUCCUGAUUGAGCUGCAUCAAAAACCACAUAAGACGUAUCUUCUCCCCCGCCGAACCUGUAGUAGUGAGAAGAGAGGCCAUAACAAGAUAUUGCCCAGCCCAUAGAUUACGAGUGGCAUUAUAGUAUCAUGUCACAUCCAUGCUGCCUUGAUAAAGAGAGGGAAGCUCUACCUCAAUUUCGUAUUGGCGAGAAGCAGUAGCCGUCCUGUACAUGUCGGCCAGGUAUUUCCACAUGGUUGUCGCGGUUGGAAGCAUGUGAAGACGAGGAUGAUAGUGGCAUCAACAGAAUUGAGGAGAAUCUUACAAACCUUGGCAUCAUUCAAUGCCCAUUGAUGAACUUGGUCGACUGUUACGGGUGGGGAAGAAGGCCGAGCAGCAGUCCCAUCGAGCCAACCAAGAAGUCCCUUCCCUUCAAUCAAUGUUCGAAACUGAAACUCCUAGAGUGCAUAAUUCUUGGAGUUGAGACGAGCCGUAAUCUGUUCAGAAGUUAUUGGCUCUGAUACCAUGUUAAUCGAAACGGAAAUAUAGAAACAUAAAUUGG
This is a messenger RNA of Linum trigynum, 5248 nucleotides long. The record is from the annotation of a GenBank genome assembly. NCBI's taxonomy places the organism in Eukaryota, Viridiplantae, Streptophyta, Magnoliopsida, Malpighiales, Linaceae.